Messenger RNA from Salarias fasciatus (jewelled blenny), 4980 nucleotides. Its product is annotated as pleckstrin homology-like domain family B member 2. Gene Ontology annotation, biological process: regulation of microtubule cytoskeleton organization. NCBI's taxonomy places the organism in Eukaryota, Metazoa, Chordata, Actinopteri, Blenniiformes, Blenniidae. The transcript has 18 exons. Gene Ontology annotation, cellular component: basal cortex. The record is from RefSeq and is a predicted model, not a curated record. Bases 264 to 3362 code for a protein of 1032 amino acids.
GCAGACAGAGGAGGACUGGAGCUUCAGCACCACGGAACUUCUAAACAUGUAACUGGAACGUAAAACAAAGGAGGUCUGGAGAAUGAACUCACGCUGAUUGAUUGUGUGACUGUGUAAAAGGAUACCCUGCUUCCUGUAGGCGCUCUCUCUCCAGACAGAAGGACCGGAGAGUCUUGGAUCAGCCAUCUCUGCAUUUCUCUGUGGAAACAGUGCAGAAAGACCAGCUCAAUCCUGCACAAACUCAGAGAGAGGAGCGCAGUGUGAUGAACACCAUGCUUCCUCAAAGGAGUGCCAUGGCCACAUUGAGCUACGCGUCAGACUGUGUGAAGAUCGAGCCUCACGGCAGCGGCGGCUCGGUGGGUGGGACGCUGCUGAGGGGCUCGCGCUCCAAGGCCGAGCUGCAGGAGCUGAUGGAGACGCUGCAGCGCAGGAAGAGCGCCCUGGAGGCCAGCCUGAGAGCGGCCGAGUGCAGCCGCAAGUAUCUCAGCAUGCCUCCUUCGCCCGGAGGGACCCAGUCCGGCAGGCCUCUGUCGGUCCUCGGCAGCGCAGAGCGCCCUCCGCCCGCCUCCAGGAACUUCUCCUACAUGAGCAGCAGCAGCGUGCCCCCGUCGCCCCGGCAGGGCGAGCGCCAGCUCAGCUCCAACGGCCCGCUCCGUCACUCCCACUCCCGCCAUCAGUCACAGGACAGCCUGCUUCUCUCGGAGGGAGGCGCCCUGCUGGGCUCCUACGGCGAGCCGGUACCGCGUUCUCCCAGGGUGAAGAGCGGGGCGGCCAGCGUGCCGUCCAGCCCGCGGAUGGGCCGCAGGCUCUACUCUCAGGGCAAAUGCGGAGGAGGCGACUCCCGCCAGAGGAAGUACUCCACCGGCUCCCUCAGCAGCCUGGGGCUGCACAGCCGCUCCCUGCCGCGGCUUCACAACGCGGCCGACCCGCCCGCCCUCUCCCUGCCGUCACGCCACUCGGUGGGCUCCCACAGAGCGGCGGCCUCGGCGGGGCAGCGGCGCAGCCUCUCCUCCCUGGAGCAGCCUCCAGAUGUGACCGUACCUGCCAGCAUGCCCAGCACGCCCAGGAGGGCCAGCCUGGCCUCCCUGAGCUCUUUGGGCGUGGACAUCGACGGGACCGGCUUGGAUCUGGGCUUCGGGGAGAGAAGGUUGUCUUUUGGGAAGAGCGGGCUGAGUCCAGGACAGCGGGUCGGCAGCAUCAGCUCUUUGAAUGGCAAAGAGGAGCUGAGAGACUACCAUCAACACCAGAGGGACGAACGGCUCCGGGAGCAGAAAGUGCAGAGGCUGGAGUGCCAGCGUCUUGAGACCAUCUUGAACCUGUGCACGGGGUUGGGGCAAGUGGUGAAAGAUCCAGGCGGUUCAGCUGUUUCCGACCUGCAGAAGAUCAAUAAGGAACUGGAGAAACUGCAGGUGUCGGACGACGAGUCCGUCUUCUCCGACUCUCCCAGCAGCACGGCUCAAGAGAGCUGCUUCGGGGCCAAGGGCAGAGACUUCCAGCCGUCCGAGGAGCAGCAGGCCGGCCAGCGGCAGCAGAGCGGCUACAGGGAGGCCCGGUCCCACUCACCCGCCGUCAGCCUCAACAGCAGCGCCCCGUCUCCUUCCACACACCACAGAACUAAGGCUUUGGAGAGUGUGCAGCUGAAGCAGGAAGUAACACACAUCGAGGAGGAAAGAAUCCAAGUGCUAAACAACAUCGAGGAGCUGGAGCAAAAGAUCAAAGACCUGGACAACCAGAUGGAGGAGUCGGUCCGUGAGAUGGAGGUGGAGUGUGCCCUGCUGGAAGGAGAGCAAGAGUCCGAGACGGCUCAGCUGCAGAGGGAGAAAGAGCUGCUGGAGGAGCUCAGGGGGAAAAUUCAGAGUGUUGAGAAGCCGGACCUCGCUGAGAGGUCACAGGAAAAUGGGGAGCAAUCAAAGAGUUCAGAGGAUUUGGAGUUUCAAAAGUUGGAAAGAGAAAUCAAGCAGGACGAGGAAAAAGAGCAUCAGAACCAGGAGCUGCUGGGAGAGAUCGCCGAUUGUCAGCGACUUAUUGUCACGCGCAAGGAGAGACUGGCCACGCUGAAGAAGCAGUCCUCUCAGAUUGCGCUACAGACUCAGCAGGAAAGAGAGAAUUUCCAGAGAGAGAAAAACAACUUGCUAAUUAUGCUUCAGAAGGAGAGAGAAAAGUUGGUGUCUUUGGAAGGAAAGUAUGCAGAGUUGUCUGAGGGGCAAAACUUCACCAACAAUCCAGUUGCCAUCAAAGAGCAUUUGCAGUCUCUGAAGGAACGAAGAAGAAGCAGCAAGGAAAACGCUUCACAGGCAGUUGACAACCUACCUCAUAAAAGGAACCAGCAGCUCCUCGGCCCGUAUGGCAGAUCCCUGGGACGCACACUUCCUCCGAAGGUCCACCUGCCUUUGUCUCAAAGCUCCAGCUGUGGAAGCGUAAUCCCACAAGGCUUCAGCUUCCCCCCGCGAGAGGUGAACCCUCGCCGUCUGUCUAAAACGGGCAACAGCCACGCACACAUGAGUGAGGACAGACACAGGCGGAGUGACUUCUGCAGCAGGAUGGUCUCGGAGCCCAACGUGUUCCUGGACUCCUUUUCGUAUCCGGACAACAGCCAGGCCUCGGACACCGUCAGCGUGGACAGCUCCGACAGCCUGGAGACCAGCUUCUCCGCCUGCUCCCCGGAUAACAUCUCCAGUGCCAGUACGACAAAUAUGGCAAAAAUCGAGGAAAUGGAGCGUUUACUCCGAGAGGCCCAGGCGGAGAAGCUGAGACUCCUCGAGCAUCGGGAACGAGAGAUGGAGAUACGCCGGCACGCUCUCGAGGAAGAGCGGCGAAGGAGAGAGGAACUGGAGAAGCGUCUGCAGGAGGAGACGAGCAGGAGGCAGAAACUUGUGGAGAGAGAAGUGAAGCUCAGGGAGAAACAAAGAUCACAGUCCCGGCUGUUGACUCGCUACCUCCCUAUAAGGAAGGACGACUUUGAUCUCCACGGCCACAUCGAGGCAGCUGGACACAACCCAGACGCCUGCUUCCAUCUGGCCAUCACUGAUAAAACCUGCCGAGGGUUCCUGGUCAAAAUGGGCGGCAAGAUUAAAACGUGGAAGAAACGCUGGUUUGUCUUCGACCAGAACCGCAGGACGCUCACGUACUACGCAGACAAACAUGAGACCAAGAUGAAAGGAGUCAUUUACUUCCAAGCCAUAGAGGAGGUGUACUACGACCAUUUGAAGAAUGCACACAAAAGCCCCAAUCCCUCGCUGACCUUCAGCGUGAAGACUCACGACCGGGUGUACUACAUGGUGGCUCCGUCUCCCGAGGCCAUGCGCAUCUGGAUGGACGUUAUAGUGACUGGCGCAGAAGGACACAUGCACUUCAUGGUGUAGAGUCCAGAGACGACGAGGCGUGUCUGUAAUCGAGUGACUUGAGUGAGGAGACGUACAGCUCUCAUCAGCGCAAGGCUGAUUUUCAUCAUCAGGUUUGAAAAGGGAAAAAAACAAUCAGCUUUUGUUUACACCGGUAGCUUGCUAUUAAGGAGCUGUGGGUGAACAUGCUCAAAUGCACUCUUAAUAAUGUAAUCGUGUGUGAGACAGGUUUUAUAAUGAAGCUAUUAGGAUUUUUUUAAUUGUUUAUGCAUCAUAAGUGGAUGUAGCACAACUGAGUCUAACGACACACUAGUCUUUAUUGCAACCGAAAGCAGAUUACAAGCUAAUAGUGUUAUAUCUGACUUUUGAUAAGCUCCAAUUGAACCCAGGAAAACUUCUAAAUUGAGAAAAUCAACAUCUGUAACCUUUCCGAGGUGUGGUGCACGUGGAUGUGUCACCGUCUGACAGCUUUCUAUAAACACUCCACCUUCGUUUCUUUGUAUUUUGCCCCUGCUUUUACGUUUCCAGCCGUUCCUGUAGAUACCAGGCAGCAUCGGAGCGUCGCAGCUUCCCUUUUCCACAAAAACAAUCCGUUUUUGUAAAUGUACAAAAAUGAACUUUAUUGCUUCUGAUGGGUUACUCAUUUGGAGUGCUCCAGCCAAGCUGCAAACAUAAGCUGACAAGAUCUAUUUAUGGAAAUAUGCAAACGAAAUACAUCUCUAUUUGCAUCAAUUUGUGAAAAAACAUCCUUGAAUUUAUGAUGGUCAGUAUUUUUCUGUUUUAAUAUUAGCAAAUAAUUGUAAUUCUUGGUUAAUAUUGGUGUCUUGGAGGUGGAAAAAUGGCUCCGACGCCAGCGGUGCAGUGUUUCAUGUCUGCGGCGGUGCGGCUGGCUCCCUCUGUCUGUGGUGGAGGCCGGACAUGCGGAGGCCAUGCUGCGCAGCAGUGAUGCUGUAUGUUCCUGCAUCACCCACAUGUUCCUCCGCCCCCCUCAGCUCCUUUAUUUUUGCUCCUCCACCAGCAGAGGUCCUCCGUGCAGCAGCCUUGCACUGGAAUGACGUAAUGCUCCGGCUGACUCACUCAGACGCAGUUAAGUGAGGAACAGGGCCUCCAUCAUCCACAAUUUUAUUGCUUAGACUUCAAGUACCUGCAAACAUAAGCACAUGUAUAUCAAGCAUGAGAUUUGCUUUGUAGGAGCAAAAAUAUUAAGAUGUAAUCCUGAUAUCAAAGGUUUUUUUUUUUUAUUUUGCUAAAAAAAAAAAAAGAAUUCUAUAUUUGACAUUUAUAUUCUCUGAAGCUUUGUAACACUUUGACUGUAUUUGGUAGCAAAGGAAGACUUUAGCGGGUCCCAGACUGCAGGGCUUAUUACUUUUGAGUCGUGGUUAACUCCUGCAGAGCUGACAGGGUUUCAGAUGAGGUGUUGGAUGAAGAGACGCAUUUGUCAGGUAAACAUCUCACACUGCUGUGCACUAUAAGACGUACGCCUUGAAACCAAAGACAUUUCCACAUUUAUAUAUAUUUUUAAUACCCUUAGGAUUUUUUUUUUAUUGUGUACAUAAAACCAUUGUGAUUUUUUUUUUUACAUUGAAGCUAUGGCAUAGGUUUUUAUAUUCCAAAUGUGUCAAAAAUAAAUAAUUUUGAA